UUUCUCUUCUCUCUUUUUUCUGUUGUGUACUUUCAUCGCGCAACAAAAGAGCGCCCAGUUUCACUUCUCCAGUACUCUUAGCUAUCACACAAUCGCAGGUCGAUAAAAAUGGCAGCACGACCAGGGGAGGAUCUAGCAGCUACUCUGUAUGUGAACGCUCUUCAAUCUCUUUAUACAGGUAUUUGGUCUAAUCUAUUCCAGGUUCGCAGAUAUACAUUAUUACUAUGGGCCGCCAACGGCAAAACCACCUCACCACAGAUUCGAUAAAAGCUCAUAUGUCUAUCUUUUCGAGAAUGCAAGUCAGAGAAGGGCUCGACUUGAAAUAGCUAAUAAUGCCGGUACUCCAGAUCAAGAUGCUUUUACUGGCUGUAAGUAAUGUAUCUUUGGCUUGAAUGCGAAAACACAAUUGCUGAUAUCGCCAUCAACAGACCUCGACUCUGCUCACGUCAAAUACUCUUAUAAACACACCACACUCGUCACUUUGACUGUAGAUGGACCCAAUGGACAGCAGCGAAACUGUCCCAUUGAUGCCCAAGAAUGGCAUUUACCUACUUUUGACCCUCGAAAUGAGACCAAAUACAUGUACAGACUUCACACUAUUGAUUUAUACUUUUGGAGUAAAGAAGAUGCACUCAAUUUUGUGAAUGGAGUGCGGAGGGUCUUACCACAACAUCAGAUUACAAUCGAGGAUGAGCCGAUACCACCGCCACCUCACGCGGAUGAGAUGAGUCCGGUGGUUCAACAAUUGGAAAACGUAGCUAUCUCUGAUCCUUCAUAUCAACAUGGUAGGACCAAGACAUCUCGAACUUCCCCUCCAGCUGCUAUAAAGGUCUCAUUUCCUGGACGCCCACGAUCCUCGAGUCCACAGUCACAAGCUCCUGCUACUAAUUUUGCCCCGAUGGCCUAUAAUCCAGCUGCACCAGCUGCUCCUGAAGUUAUCCAGCAUCGAGAAAAGACACCUCCACCCGAAGAUGGAGCUGGAAAUCCACUUGUGCAUGCAGCAACUUCAGACCAAGGACAAUUCUCUCCACCCUCACAAUUUCAGCAACAUCCAAGUUUUCCGGCAACAGCCCUACCACCGCAAUUUCAAAGGCAGCAAACUUUCCCCAUGAUGUCUCCACCGCAACAUUCGGCGCACGGACAAGGUAAUUUCAAGGCAGUAACUCCACCACCCCAACAUAGCAAUACCCCUCCGAACUCCAACUACCACGCUGGCUCUGUUUCAUCUACGACCGCACUACGUUCCCCGUUCUCCCCACAAUUUGCACCUCAAACCACUUCAUUUGCACCUCCGCCCACAUCAAACUCUCCUAUCACUUUCGCACCACCCCCCACUGACAACAACCCUCCUCUCGCAACUCCCACGGGCCCUGCACCACCCGCCUACUCCUCACCCCCUAUCUCACCAACCCAAGGGCCUAGAACCCAAUAUGCGACUUUCCCUUCUACCAGCUCCUACCCAUCCCACAACCUACCUACUCCAGGUCUCUUUUCCCCUGGUUUCGCCCCACAACACCAAAAUCCCCCUGUUUCCUCUCCUGCCCCAGGUCUCCAACCUCUAUCCCCUCCAGGAGGUUUUGCAAACUAUACGUAUACGGGAGUGCAAAAUAGUUCUGGACAACCGUUGAUGACACAAAGUGAUUACAAUAUUCAUCAACAGGUUUAUAGACCGACUGAAAUAGAGGCGGAGUUAAAGAAAAAUGGGGGUGGAAAGAAGAAGAAGGAUGCUGAAAAGGGACCCAGAGGGAGAUUGGAGGAUAAUGCGGCAAGGCUGGAGAAGGGAGUUACGGGGAUUUUAAAAAAGCUUGAGAAAAAGUACGGAUAGGUGAGUCUUGAGGUGGAUGACAGAAUGAGAGGAUGAAAGUUGGGAGGCGGAGAAGGAAGAUUAGGAAGGAGGGGAAGAUAGGUAAUAGUGGAAAAAUGGAUCUGUUGAUGUUGUUGUUAAUGUUGUAAUGAAUAAGUUUGUACAUUCAUUCCAUCCCAUCUUGAACUGUUUAGCCGGUUCUUUUUCUCUUUUUAUUUAUAGGAUUUUAGGAUUUUAAAUAAUAAUGCAAU
Molecule: messenger RNA, 2055 nt
Organism: Sclerotinia trifoliorum
Lineage: Eukaryota; Fungi; Ascomycota; Leotiomycetes; Helotiales; Sclerotiniaceae
Source: the annotation of a GenBank genome assembly